AUGCUGCGCUCUUCUUUCACACAGAGCCGACAGUUGCUCCUGUCUCCAGCUCGCUCACGGACAGCUGCGCAAUGGCUGCCGAAAGCUGGAGCAAGCAACCGCCUUGCUGGCCAGAGAUUCUUUGCUGAUGCCAAACCUCCCGUCACCGGUGCACCUACUCCCGCCUCCCCUUCUUCCGAAUCACCUAUUCCUCCAGAGAGCGUCCCCAAGCCAUCACCAGCUGCUGAGGCUCCUCCCCCUCCCCCGCCUCCCCCUGCUCCUGCCCGUAAGACCGGGCGAUUUCGAAAAUUCCUUCUCUACUUGAUUCUGACAUCUGGAUUCGCCUACGGUGGCGGUAUCUUUUUGGCGCUCAAGUCUGACAACUUCCACGACUUCUUCACGGAAUACGUUCCUUAUGGCGAGGACUGUGUUUUGUACUUUGAGGAACGUGACUUCUACCGCCGCUUCCCCAACACAUUGAGAAACCAGAACCGCGCCCCCAAGGAUGAGGGCCACACGGUCACGAUUCCGAGCAAGAGCGGGCUUUCCUGGAAGGUUGCAGACGAGGAAUCUGGAGCUGAUGUGUCACAGAAGGGCCCUCAUAUGAGCGCACUCGAUAAUGGCGAGAAAGCGCAACUCAAGCCCGGCGCAGCGAAGCCUGAGGAGAAGGUCGCCGCUGUCGAGAAGGCCAAGGCCGAGUCUGCUGCCAAGGAACAGAGCUCUGAUGAUAAGAAAAAGGUGCAGGAGGAACCCAAGAAACCCGCGGCUCCAGCAGUGACGCCCAUUGAAUUCGCAACUGUCAGUGAGGGCGAUGAAGAGGUCGUGCAGGAACUGGUCAAGACUUUCAACGACAUUAUCACUGUCAUCGGCGCUGAUGAGAACGCGCACAAGUUCUCUGGUGCUGUCAACAAGGCAAAGGAGGAGCUCCGAACUAUUGGCGAGAAGAUCAUCGCCAUCCGCAAUGAAGCGCGAAAUGCUGCCCAGGAGGAGAUCAAGCAAGCCCAUGCGACUUUUGAUGAGUCUGCACGAGAGCUGAUUCGUCGCUUUGAGGAGGCACGUGCUCAUGACGCUGCUCAGUAUCGGGAGGAGUUUGAGGUCGAGCGCGAGAGACUCGCCCGUGCUUACCAGGAGAAGGUCAACACGGAGCUGCAGAGGGCUCAAGAAGUGGCUGAGCAGCGCCUCAAGAAUGAGCUGGUUGAGCAGGCCAUCGAGCUUAACCGCAAGUACCUUCACGAGGUGAAGGAUCUGGUUGAGCGGGAACGUGAAGGUCGUCUAAGCAAGUUGAACGAGUUGACCGCCAAUGUCAACCUGCUCGAGAAGCUUACUACCGACUGGAAGGAAGUGAUCGAUACCAACCUCAAGACCCAGCAGCUCCAGGUUGCUGUGGAUGCCGUCCGCUCCGUCCUUGAGCGCUCUACCGUCCCCCGGCCUUUUGUCCGUGAACUUGUUGCUGUGAAAGAGCUGGCUGCCGGUGACCCGGUCGUUGAGGCUGCUAUUGCAUCGAUCAACCCAACUGCUUAUCAGCGUGGUAUUCCUUCGACGUCUCAGAUCAUUGAGCGCUUCCGUCGGGUGGCCGAUGAAGUGCGCAAGGCAAGCCUUCUGCCCGAAGAUGCUGGCAUCGCCAGUCACGCGGCCAGUCUUGUCCUGAGCAAGGUCAUGUUCAAGAAAGACGCCGUCGCGGGCAGCGACGACGUCGAAAGUGUCCUCCUUCGUACCGAGCAUUUGUUAGAGGAAGGUAACCUCGAUGACGCUGCUCGUGAGAUGAACACCCUCAAGGGAUGGGCCAAGAUUCUGAGCAAGGACUGGUUGAGUGACGUGCGUCGGGUGUUGGAGGUAAAACAGGCCCUGGAGGUUAUCGAGACAGAGGCACGCCUCCAAUGCUUGAGGGUUGAAUAG
Molecule: messenger RNA, 1875 nt
Organism: Aspergillus fischeri NRRL 181
Lineage: Eukaryota; Fungi; Ascomycota; Eurotiomycetes; Eurotiales; Aspergillaceae
Product: MICOS complex subunit MIC60
Exons: 4
Coding region: 1-1875 (624 amino acids)
Biological process (GO): cristae formation
Cellular component (GO): MICOS complex
Source: RefSeq, a predicted model, not a curated record